This is a messenger RNA of Aedes aegypti (yellow fever mosquito), 1991 nucleotides long. RefSeq lists its product as uncharacterized. Gene Ontology annotation, molecular function: protein binding. The record is from RefSeq and is a predicted model, not a curated record. Gene Ontology annotation, biological process: SCF-dependent proteasomal ubiquitin-dependent protein catabolic process. Bases 256 to 1713 code for a protein of 485 amino acids. Gene Ontology annotation, cellular component: SCF ubiquitin ligase complex. The transcript has 2 exons. NCBI's taxonomy places the organism in Eukaryota, Metazoa, Arthropoda, Insecta, Diptera, Culicidae.
CAAAUAUUACUCAACAAGUAGGCUUGGAACAAACAAACGUUGUGAACAUCAACGCACAUUCAGAAAUUUUUCCGUUAGAAUAUUCAAGAGGCAUUUUUAUCGACCUGAAAUAAUUCGCAGCUUGCUUCACGGGUAAAACAAAAAAAAGUCAUUCAACGAACGAUCGUACCUGUACACAAUUCAUACCCAUUAGUGUACAUUAAAAGGAAGGUACCCCCGUCUUCAAUUUCAUUUCCGAAAAUUCAAACCAUCAAAAUGGAAACAGAGAGUCUAUUGCUGACUGAUCUUCCAGUGGAAAUUUUAGAGCACAUAUUAUCGUAUCUCCCGUUGUCCGACCGUAAAGCCGCGUCGCUAGUAUGUCGCUUUUGGAACGAACUAGCUUUUAGCCGUCGAUCUCUGCGUCACGUCGCGCUCAACCUCAUCAUGGACUGGGAACAGUCCCAGCUGGAGUAUCUCCGAAAAAGUUCUCGCCAGUAUCGGAAAGUGUUUGCCUUUUUUGGGCCGGAAACGUGUUGUGAAUUUGAUUUUGAAUUGGUCGUCGAAGUUCUGAAUCUGUUCGGCGCUGAUCUGGAGAGUUUUCAUUGUAUGACGAAUUUCACUGAGGAACAACUGUGGAACGUGCUCGUACGUGCACCAAACCUUCAACACUUGGUUAUCGGAUUGGAUGCAUCUACUGUGAAGCAGCAGCUAAGCUUCCCCGUAUUGAGCCAUUUGGAAGAUUUAGGUUCAUUAAUCAAUGUGCUUCAGGUCCAGAGUUUACAGGCCCCUAACUUGACGCAGCUGAGUGCGAAUUUCACUACAUCUUCGGACGCAAAAGGAUCAUUAGCGUUUCUUCAACGGGUGGCUCCACAACUCAAUAGUUUGGAAUUGUUUUCAACAGAAUACUUCAUCCCGAUCGACGAACUUCGAUUCCCGAAGCUUGAAGUACUGAAACUCGCUGGGCAAAUUUGUGCAGCAAGCGAUAGUGCAAUCCGAUUGUUCUUCUCCAGUUUCAUGUGUUUAAAGGAAGUCAGACUGGAUUUCAACGUCAAGGAUCUAGUGUUGGAUGUUUUAACAACGGCGUGCCCGGCGAUAGAAAAGCUUCAUUUUAAAAAUGAUUUAAUGAAUUCGGAGUCUUUCCGAUUUUUGGAACGUCUGAAAUAUUUGAAGACGCUGAGUGUAACCGGGAGCAUCGAUUUCCGUAUCACGUUGGAGUGCAAACCCUUGGUAAGUGUAAAACGGUUAUUCGUACAGUUGUUCAACCUGAACGGAGAGGCGAGCAUCUAUGAAGAUUUCCGGCGGCUAAUGCCAAACGUUAACGACAUGACCGUGACAAUGACAUCACGUUCCAGACCGGAGUGCGUUCUCAUACAGAUCUGCCGGCACUUUCCACACCUUAAGCGACUGACUAUAUCCGAUGCAACCUCGCAGUAUCGUAUGCUAAGCUGCACAUUUUUCCAGGCCUUGCGGCAUCUGGAUCGACUCGAGGAGCUCACACUCAAGUCCAUUCAUACUCCGGUGGCGUUUAUGUUGCCGAACAAGUGUCUGAAGCGAUUGAAGAUUAAGUACUUUCACUGGUUAACUGAUGGGGAUCUUUUGAUGCUGUCGGAAAUCUAUCCAAACUUGCAAUAUCUUGAACUGUCCUGGUGUAGAAAGGUGACGUCCAGAGGCGUGGAAGAGUUUCGUUCACGGUUGAAGGAUUGCGUGGUUCAUUGUGUCCAAUCGAGACUGUAAGGUGUCUUCAGAACGUAAAGUUCAUAUUUCAUAGUGGGUUUUAUUGUAUUUUUAAAGAUUUGUACUUAUUUCAUAACAAAUUGUAUAGAUUUUGUUUUGAAUACAGUUUGGUGUUAUAUAAUGAAUCAUUAUUGAUAAUACUUCCUAUUCUGAACUCGAAAUACCGUUUUCACGCAUAUUCUCAACACUUAAAACUUACAGUGACUUUAAACGCCCUCAAUAACCAUGUAACAGCAUAUAAAAUAAAUAAAACAAUAAAAACAAGGAUAACUCAAUAU